Messenger RNA from Morchella sextelata, 528 nucleotides. RefSeq lists its product as uncharacterized. Bases 1 to 528 code for a protein of 175 amino acids. Lineage: Eukaryota; Fungi; Ascomycota; Pezizomycetes; Pezizales; Morchellaceae. The record is from RefSeq and is a predicted model, not a curated record. Gene Ontology annotation, molecular function: proton transmembrane transporter activity. Gene Ontology annotation, biological process: proton motive force-driven ATP synthesis. The transcript is spliced from 4 exons.
AUGUCUGCUCCCGCAAGAAGCGCCGCCCUCAAGAUCGAGUGGGCCAAGAUCACCUCCUCCCUCGGCCUAAAGGGUCAGACCGUCGCCUCCCUCCAGGCCUUCAAGAAGCGUAACGAGGAGGCCCGCCGCAAGGUCGUCGUUCUCAGUGCCCUGCCCCAGGAGUUGGAUAUCAACCACUACCGCGCUAUCCUCAAGAACCAGGCCAUCGUUGACGAGAUUGAGAGGGCCUACAAGACUUUCAAGCCCGUCACCGUCGAUAUCGCCAAGCAGUUGAAGACCAUCGAGGCUUUCGAGGCCCAGGCUAUCCAGAAUGCCCAGGCCACCAAGGGCAAGGUUGAUGCGGAGCUUAUGGAUUUGCAGAAGACCUUGAAGAACAUUGAGGAGGCCAGGCCAUUUGAGGACUUGACUGUGGACGACAUUGCCAAGGCUCGCCCCGACAUCGAUGCUCGCACCGAACAGAUGGUUUCCAAGGGCCGAUGGAUGGUGCCUGGUUACAGGGAGAAAUUCGGAGACCUUGCUCUCAUGUAA